Molecule: messenger RNA, 1302 nt
Organism: Sorghum bicolor (sorghum)
Lineage: Eukaryota; Viridiplantae; Streptophyta; Magnoliopsida; Poales; Poaceae
Product: fasciclin-like arabinogalactan protein 7
Exons: 2
Coding region: 260-1069 (269 amino acids)
Source: RefSeq, a predicted model, not a curated record
GGCACCAACAACUUGCCCCCGCCCGCAACAGCUGCCACCAAUACGAACAUCUCAAUAUUUUUUUUAUUUUUAAUAUAUUUUCUCCCGCCCGACACGAAAGAACACCACGGUUUUAUAUAGCACCCCUCUCUGCCAAGCGCUCAUUCGAAAGAACACCACGCUUCUUGUCUCGUCCCCUCUCUGCUCUGCUCCAUCAGGGGCUUGCAUCAAAUCAGAGGUGGUGGUAGAGGAUCAGGUGCGCCAGACAGACAGACGCUGCAUGAUGGGGUCCAAAGCUGCAAUCUUCGCCACGGCGGCUGUACUGGCCGUCCUCUUCUCCGCCCCGGCAUUGGCUCAGAAGAGCAGCCCGCCCGCGCCGGCGCCCGUGUCACUGCCGCCGACCCCGGCGCCGGCGCCGGCGCCGGCGCCGCACUACGUGGACCUGGCGGAGCUCCUGAGCGUGGCCGGGCCGUUCCACACGUUCCUCAACUACCUGGAGAAGACGGACGUGAUCGAGACCUUCCAGGGGCAGGCCAACAACACCAAGGUGGGCAUCACCAUCUUCGUGCCCAAGGACUCGGCGUUCGCGGCGCUCAAGAAGUCCACCUUCACCAACCUCACCUCCGACCAGCUCAAGACGCUGCUCCUGUACCACGCGUUCCCCAAGUUCUACUCCCUGGCCGAGUUCAAGAACCUGAGCUCGCUCAACCCGGUGAACACCUUCGCCGGUGCGCCCUACACGCUCAACCUCACCGACGACAUGGGCAGCAUCUACGUGCAGUCCAUGUGGUCCAGGCCCAAGAUCGCCAGCAGCGUCUACGCCACCAAGCCCGUCGCCAUCUACGCGCUCAACAAGGUGCUCCUGCCCAUGCAGCUCUUCAGCAAGGACCCGCCGCUCGCGCCGGCCCCCGCGCCCGCGCCGGAGUCCGGGGCGUCCGAUGCGCCCAGCCCGGCGGCCGGCAAAGCAGGCGGGCUGGCCGGCGGCAAGGGUGACUCGACGAGCGCCGCCGCGCACAGCACUGGUGCCGUCGGCGUCGCCAGUUCCUUGCUGCUCGCUGCCGCAGGGUGCUUGAUGGUUCUCCAGUGGUGAGACUCGUGGGUUCUUGCCAUUUGUGUACUCGUCGUGCUUCCCCACGGGAACACUUGAUUUCGUUUUGAAUGGGUUGCUGGAGUCAAUUCUUUUGGACAUAUAAGGUAGGCAUACCGUUAGGAUCGAGUUGGAGUAUUUUACGUGUCACAUUACAUUACCCUCAUAAUUUCUAUCAUUUUUUGAUGGACGGAUGAUUGAACGAAUGAAUACGAGAAAAACUUUUCACAGCUUAC